UCUCUCUCUCUCUCUCUCUCUCUCUACACUCCUCACUCUUUCUCGCAUAUGGGGGAAAGCACAGAGCCAUUCCUGGUUCGAAAACUGGAGCUCACUGAUUACUCCAAGGGUUUUACCGAGCUCUUAUCCCAGCUCACUCUAUGCCCUCCUAUUACGGAAGAUGACUUCCACUCUCGAUUCCAUGAACUGCAAUCUCUAGGCGAAGAUCACUCAAUCUGUGUCAUAGAAAACUCUAGUUCCCAUGAAAUUGUGGCCACUGGUUCAGUGUUCGUGGAAAAAAAAUUUAUCAGGAACUGCGGAAAAGCGGGUCACAUAGAGGAUGUGGUUGUUGAUUCUAGGGUUAGGGGAUGGGGAUUAGGGCAAAUGGUGGUGAAUUAUUUAUCGGAUUAUGCCAGAUCGACUGGGUGUUAUAAGGUUAUAUUGGAUUGUGAUGUUGAAAACGGACAGUUUUAUGAGAAGUGUGGAUUCAAGGAGAAGGGUGUUCAAAUGUCAUUAUAUUUUUGAUAAACGCAUGACCAGAUAUUGCUGGUAAUUUCGAUCUUUGUGCUGUGAGUUUUGAUUAUUUCUUGAGUUUUGAUGGAUUUCUUUGUAGUUGUAAAAUUGUGGUUUCCAUUUUU
This is a messenger RNA of Amborella trichopoda, 617 nucleotides long. NCBI's taxonomy places the organism in Eukaryota, Viridiplantae, Streptophyta, Magnoliopsida, Amborellales, Amborellaceae. The record is from RefSeq and is a predicted model, not a curated record.